CUAGCCUACUGUGAAAAAUAGCCUUAACUGUUAAGUAUGUUACCAAGGAUAUUGUCACAGCUAAACCUAGCUUCUGUAAUAUUUCAACCAAGGGUGAGCCAGGCUCCAUGGGCAUGAUUGGAGUUCCAGGACCACCUGGGAGAGGCUUACCUGGAUCUAAGGGGGACACGGGUCCAGCAGGCGCCCCCGGGCCUGUAGGAGAGCAGGGAGUGGGGAUCCCAGGACCUAAGGGUGACAGAGGAACUCCUGGACUAAUGGGAUCACCUGGACUGAAGGGAGAGGGGUAUCCAGGUCCUCAGGGCCCCCCAGGGCUGCCAGGCCUGCCAGGAGAGAUGGGACCAGAGGGGAAGGGAGUCCCCGGGCCAAAGGGUGACCGAGGAUCACACGGCUCUCCCGGCCCCUCAGGGCCUCCUGGGAUAGGACUGAUAGGAGAAAAGGGGGCGCUAGGCCAGCCAGGGCCUGCAGGUGAGGCAGGACUACCAGGAGAGGGGAUUCAGGGGCCCAAGGGUGAACCAGGGUUUCAGGGGCAGCCAGGACCACGGGGACCUCCAGGAGAUGGGCACCCCGGAGAGAAGGGCGACAGAGGUAACCCUGGUGAGCGUGGGAGGAAAGGGGACAGAGGGGAAUUCGGACAGCCGGGACAAACAGGACAAGUGGGAUUACCAGGAGAGAAAGGGGAGGCUGGAUUAUCAAGAGAAGAGGUGAUCCGGAUCAUGCGGGAAAUAUGUGGCUGCGGUAUCCGUUGCCGUGACAGCCCGCUGGAGCUGGUGUUUGUGAUUGACAGCUCGGAGAGCGUGGGCCCCGAGAACUUCGAGGUGGUCAAGGACUUUGUGAACGCGCUGAUCGACCGUGCGGCGGUGAGCCGCGAGGCGACGCGGGUGGGCGUGGUGCUGUACAGUCACGUGGACCUGGUGGUGGUCAGCCUGCAGCAGAACCUGGGCAGGACCCGGCAGGACCACGUCAAGGCGGCCGUCAGGAAGAUGCCCUACCUGGGAGAGGGCACCUUCACGGGCAGCGCCCUGCGCACCGCCACCCAGCUCUUCCAGGUGGCGCGGCCCAACGUUUGCAAGGUGGCGCUGGUGCUGACCGACGGCCAGGCCGAUCGCCGUGACGACGUGAAGCUGGAGGACGCGGCGGCGCAGGCACACGCGGCGGGCGUGGAGGUCUUCGUCAUCGGCGUGGUGCGGAGGAACGACCCACUCUACGACGACUUCGCCGCAGAGAUGAACACCAUGGCCUCCGACCCCGACCACGAACACGUCUACCUCAUCGACGACUUCAUGACUCUCCCCACUCUGGAGAGUAAGCUCCUGAGCCGGAUCUGCGAGCACGACGACGGCUCUCUCUUCAGACCCAUCCCGAACUUCCAAUUCCCCAACGGCCACAGCCCCCCACCAGGCAAAACGGACAAACCCACCUACGACAGUGACCCUUAUCGUCCUGACAAUGACCUCUACAGACCUGGCAAUGUCCCCUAUCGUCCUGACAACGACUUCUAUCGACCGGACCCCUACAGACCCGAAAGUGAGAUAUACCGCCCUGACAAGCAGCCACAGCCUCCAGUGGAGCCAGAGCGCCCUCCGUUCCCCGACCGCUCACCGCCAUUCCCCGACCGCUCACCGCCAUUCCCCGACCGCUCACCGCCAUUCCCCGACGAUGCCGACGGCAACUCCUUAGAUGACAAUGAGAUCGAGAUCGGCCACUCCACCUCUUUGUACGAGGAGCCGUUCGACCCGCUACCCGAGUUCACCGUGGAGUCGCCUGGGGUCAAGGUCAUGUCAGAGGUCAUCGCCAUGGUGGGCCCCCAGACGCCCACAAACUGGCACUCAAACCUGGCGACCCCCCCUGUGCCCACACAGCCCCCCCCACCCCCACCGGCUGAUGGAUUUGUGCAGGAGGUCGGCUGUGGUCAGGAUCUGGACCCCGGCCCGUGCCGGCAGUACGAGGUGAGAUGGUACUACGACCCGGAAGCAAACUCCUGCGCCCAGUUCUGGUACGGCGGUUGCCAGGGCAACAGGAACCGCUUUGAGUCGGAGGAUCUCUGCAAGAAGGCCUGCGUGAAGACGUAGCGGACGUCUGUGGUGGUGGCUGAAGAAGUGGCGCCCCCUGUGGUCAGGAGGGCAUCAGCAUUUGCCCAGCCCUUUGGGAAGAGACUCUGGGCCAAGCACAGAGACCACCUCUGACUAACCCUCCAAUGGCCUCAGUAAUCUCCACUGGAAAGCCCUUAGAUCCACUUAACCUACGGGCCUAUAUGCCCACUAACCUACUCUUCUCACAUUAGGAGACACAGACACUGCAUCACCUCCCAAUCCCACAGACCCACCAGCUGAGUAGCACUUGCAGUAGCACCACACACACGCGCUGUGUCCUUUCCCCAGUUGACCUUAGAGGACAAACAGACCUUCUGCUGCACGCUGUGACCAACACAAUAUUAUGAUGGUGCUGUUGUUCUGUGUGAAGCUGUAAAUACUGAGAUAGUCGUAGCCUGUUGUAUAGAUUUCUAGAUGUUCAGGUGAUCCCACACGUAGCCUGUUGUAUAGAUUUCUAGAUCUUGCAGGCGCCCACACGUAGCCUGUUGUAUAGAUUUCUAGAUGUUCUGGUGCCCACACGCUGGGAACCUUGUUUUCCUAAAGACGCCUUAAGAGCUUUGAAACACUGUGAAGUGAGCAGGGACUGAACUCUUAUCAGUCCUCAUGUGUAAAUGUAGUGAAAUAAAGAACUACUGUAGAUGUGACAGCUGUUUACAAUAUGCACACACUUACCAUAUAUAUAUUUUGUAGUCACAGUCUGACAUAUUAACUGUUUAACAAUAAUAACCGCUGGUACCAGCUGACAAAUUGUAUUUUUGUCUAAAUUUGUAAAAGUUCCAAGUGUUUUAUGUGCAAACUAAAUUUAUAAUAACUGUUUGAAAUAAAAAUGAUA
Sardina pilchardus (European sardine) is the source of this 2922-nucleotide messenger RNA. Its product is annotated as collagen alpha-1(XXVIII) chain-like. The coding region runs from base 108 to 2069 and encodes 653 amino acids. Gene Ontology annotation, molecular function: serine-type endopeptidase inhibitor activity. The record is from RefSeq and is a predicted model, not a curated record. The transcript is spliced from 16 exons. NCBI's taxonomy places the organism in Eukaryota, Metazoa, Chordata, Actinopteri, Clupeiformes, Clupeidae.